CCAUUCUCCUUCUCUACAAAUUGAGCACCCUCUUUUAUUAGACUAACAAAGAUGGCCAAAACUGGCAAACUAACGAAGCUAAAGUCAGCGAUUAAGAGAUGGCCGUCUCUCAGUAGUAAGCUUGGUUGCACGAGCAGUUCGAUAGCAGCAGCAGCGGAGACAGAUGACGAGACAAUGGCGGCGCGGGAAGAGCUUAAGGAGGUUUAUGUUGGGAAAUCUAGGAGGAGGUACUUGUUGAGUUCCAACACCAUUUGUCAUCCUCUAUUUCAAGAGCUUAUAGAGAGGUCGGGUGGGUUUAACGAUGAUGAUAAUAACCAAGUUGUGGUUGCUUGUGAGGUUGUUUUGUUCGAGCAUUUGUUGUGGAUGCUUGAAAAUGGUGGUUCUCAAUUGGGGUCCAUGGACGAGCUUAUUGAUUUCUACACUUGUUAGAGUGGAUUGCUUGUAAUGAAAGUCACAUUAUUUGAGUAGAAAAUAAUGGCGGGAUGGUAGCUAUGUAUCUAGUUAGUAGUUAGUGUAAUUGUGUUUGUCAAAUUAAGUUGGUGAAUAAGGAAAUUGAUUGAUAUUAAUGAAGGGCAAAUGUAUGCUUUUUAUU
Molecule: messenger RNA, 592 nt
Organism: Tripterygium wilfordii
Lineage: Eukaryota; Viridiplantae; Streptophyta; Magnoliopsida; Celastrales; Celastraceae
Product: auxin-responsive protein SAUR78-like
Exons: 1
Coding region: 52-429 (125 amino acids)
Biological process (GO): response to auxin
Source: RefSeq, a predicted model, not a curated record